This is a messenger RNA of Aspergillus calidoustus, 1713 nucleotides long. The record is from the annotation of a GenBank genome assembly. Lineage: Eukaryota; Fungi; Ascomycota; Eurotiomycetes; Eurotiales; Aspergillaceae.
UCUUAGACGCUCGACGCCUCGAUCGGAACUCGCCAGGUCUAUACAUCGUUGGUAUCAGCUGCAAAGUCGCCCAAGACAGUUCUUAAGAGCAUUUUCUCGGCCGGUCGGAUUUGUAGCUGGAAACAGGCACUGGUCAGCCAAGAAAACAUGCAGCCAACUCCCCCUGUCUCCAAGGCAGCGCGAUGGGUACUCAAUCAUCAAAUCGGCCUCUCAGUUGGCGCUGUUGCCCUUGCUCUCCUUGCACACGCAUGUCUACCUACGGCCCGGCGGUAUACAUCUGUGGUCUUGCUGGUUUCACACUAUAAUCCGGAAACACAGAGAUACGCUAUUGGCCGCAGUGAUGCUUAUUUUCUCGGCUUCUGUAUUGUUCUCUUUACUGGCUUACGUGCGAGCUUCAUCAAAUAUGCCCUGGCACCUCUCGCCAAGCGCUGGGGGAUUUUCAAGCCGAGAGACAUUACCAGGUUCUCCGAACAGGCAUGGCUACUUUGUUAUUAUUCGGUCUUUUGGACACUUGGUCUGUACAUCUACUGCACGUCAAAAUACUUUCUCAACCUAAGGGAGAUGUUUACUGACUGGCCCACACGCGAACUCCCUGGGCUCAUUAAAUUCUACAUCCUAGGCCAGUGGGCCUUUUGGCUGCAGCAGCUCAUUAUCGUCAACAUCGAAGAGCGCCGUAAGGAUCAUUUGCAGAUGGUUGCCCACCACCUCGUGACAAUCUUACUCAUUUACACCUCCUAUACCUUACACCUGACCCGCGUCGCCAAUGUGAUUCUCGUCUUGAUGGACGUAGUCGAUAUUUUUUUUCCCCUCGCCAAGUGUCUCAAGUACGCCGGCUUCUCAGCCCUCCGCGACACCAUGUUCGGCAUAUUCAUGCUCUCCUGGUUCCUAGCCCGCCACGUCUUCUACUGCAUAACCAUGUGGAGCAUCUUCACGCACAUGCCGCAGGAAAUCUCCAUUGGAUGCUACCGCCUGUCCCAUGGCACGAUAACCGGGCCGUCCCCGCUCCCCCAGGGCUGGGCUUACAUGCUCGAGCCCUUCCGCAACCCCACCGGGACAAUCUGCUAUAGUGAUGGCAUACGCUGGGGGUUCCUGGGAGCUCUUGGGUUUCUGCAACUUCUGACGAUUAUCUGGUUUAUGCUGAUUGUGCGCGUUGCGAUCCGGGUGGUUAAGGGCUUGGGGGCGGAUGACAUCAGAAGUGAUGACGAGGGUGGGGAGGAUGUAGAAAUCAAUGCUGCACUCGAGAGUGACCCCGAAGCCAGACCUGAGGAUAGAGGCUUGGAUUCAGAGCGCAAACAGCACCUGCUCGAGCUUAGUGCCGGGCAUAGUAACUGCAAAUCCUGCACGCACAGACAUGGUACGGUUGUGACAAAUCGCGCCGCGAGCUCAUCUGGCAUAAGCCUCUCGAAACAUCACAACCGCAAGGAAUUGCUGGGCCGCAUUGGUUGUGAAAAGCAGGUUGACUAAGGUGCGGAUCUUGGUCAAGGGUGGUACGGGCGCGUACUUGUUUAGGGUGCUUCAAUCAGAGCAUAGGAGGAAUAAGCUUGGAGGCAUAUGGUGGACAAGAUUUGAGGGGAGAAUAUUUAGAUAUAUGAAGCAAACGAGUACGGCUAAAGAGUCUCGGCUAGAGAGUAAAAGAUCAAGGACACAAACUCCAAGACCACGGUACAGAUUCACUACUUUUCUAGACGAACAAAAACCUAAUCAACAAGCUUC